AAUGACCCAUGGGUCAAGAGACAUGCCUGGAGAUACCAGGGCCCGUUCACCAGAGCCAACAGAUUCAAGGGCCUUGUCCCAGGUUUCGGCUGGGGUGUCGGUGCCUUUGCUGUUUACUGUGUUGCUGAACACUUCCUUUUCCCAGCCCACCACCACGACUCUCAC
Messenger RNA from Babjeviella inositovora NRRL Y-12698, 165 nucleotides. RefSeq lists its product as uncharacterized. Gene Ontology annotation, biological process: electron transport chain; mitochondrial respiratory chain complex I assembly. The record is from RefSeq and is a predicted model, not a curated record. The transcript has a single exon. Gene Ontology annotation, cellular component: mitochondrion. NCBI's taxonomy places the organism in Eukaryota, Fungi, Ascomycota, Pichiomycetes, Serinales. The annotation marks the transcript as partial.